UAUAAAUAUACAUUUUUCGGCCUUGUUCGGCUAUUACAACUUGGAAGUUUGCGACAAAUUGGUGGCGACAGCUUAUCCGUCAAAAAGCGUACUAUCGCAGUGUUUUGUGACACCGAGAGUAUUACGGUUGAGCCCAUGUCCAUCCAGAAUUUAAUUAACACAUUUGACCCUUUUGCGGAUGUUGUCAAGAGCUUGGAGGACGAGGUCCAAGAUGGACUCGUGCACGUGCGGAUCCAGCAGAGGAAUGGUCGAAAAACUCUGACAACUGUGCAAGGGCUCUCAUAUGAAUAUGACUUGAAGAAAAUAGUCAAGGCAUGCAAGAAGGAGUUCGCUUGCAACGGAACCAUCGUGGAGCAUCCAGAGUACGGCGAGGUGCUGCAGCUCCAGGGAGAUCAGAGACAGAACAUCUGCCAAUGGUUGGCGAAAACGGGUCUCGUCAAACCAGAACAGUUGAAGGUGCACGGUUUCUAAGUGUCUAGUUCUGUGCUGGCCGGGCGCUUAGUCAAUGUGUCAAUUGUGCAGUGUACUUGAUGUAAGAACAUUAAAUGUAUUAUCUAAUUUCACUCAGUUUUUUUAUUUCACUGUUUUCAGUCAAUUUUUCACAAAGCCUUCGAGUGUCAUGUUUCUGAGACUAUUAUAACAGACAGCUUGUCGAUCAGUCUUUGAAUAAAUUAACGAUAAAAUCAGUGUCUAGUCUUCACAGUUUUAACGAACAUUAUUAAAAAUUGGUCUCCCGAGAAAAUGGUGCUUUUUUGAUAAAGUUACAUUCCCUCAUCUUAA
Molecule: messenger RNA, 780 nt
Organism: Spodoptera litura
Lineage: Eukaryota; Metazoa; Arthropoda; Insecta; Lepidoptera; Noctuidae
Source: RefSeq, a predicted model, not a curated record